AUGGCUCCAUCAUCGAGAAAUGUGACAGCGCUGAAUCGAUCGCGUCACCGAGGAAAGCCACUUAUGGUGAUGAUGUAUAGAGGGAGACUUAAGGACCCUCCGCUUCUGCGAGCUGAAAGUACCUGGUGGUAUAGUUCUGAAAUUAAAGAAUUAGCACAAUUAGCUUUGUUACCGCAUGUGGAAUGGAGUUCUGCUAGGCACAUGAACACGAUAAACAAUGAUUGCAGCUUAUAUUUUACAUUGCACAAAAAAUCCACACAUACAACAUGUCAUACACAACGGUAUCAAAUUUACAACAAAUAA
This is a messenger RNA of Loa loa (African eye worm), 303 nucleotides long. RefSeq lists its product as hypothetical. The record is from RefSeq and is a predicted model, not a curated record. Lineage: Eukaryota; Metazoa; Nematoda; Chromadorea; Rhabditida; Onchocercidae. The coding region runs from base 1 to 303 and encodes 100 amino acids. The transcript has 2 exons.